Glycine soja is the source of this 1078-nucleotide messenger RNA. RefSeq names its product ALBINO3-like protein 2, chloroplastic. NCBI's taxonomy places the organism in Eukaryota, Viridiplantae, Streptophyta, Magnoliopsida, Fabales, Fabaceae. The transcript is spliced from 4 exons. The record is from RefSeq and is a predicted model, not a curated record. The coding region runs from base 1 to 507 and encodes 168 amino acids. Gene Ontology annotation, molecular function: protein binding.
AUGAAGGUUGUAGUAAUAUUAUACUCUAAUAUACUCUUGCAGGGUAGCCAGCUCUAUUGGGUUACCAAUAGUUCAUUAACCCUCAUUCAGCAAAUAACUCUUAGACAUCCUGCUGUCCUUGCAAAGUUGGGGUUACUGGACAAUAGUCCAAAGGGAGCUUCUGAGGAAAUUGGUGCUUCUAAAACAGCUCCUUCACCAGGGUUACAAGAUAAUAUUCCAACAGCAGCUAUCAAGGAAACUGUUUCGCCUGAAAAAAAUCCUCUGGAUUCACCUGAAAAGUGGCAUAGAAUACCUAUAGAGGAGAUGUCCCCAAAAGAACUGAUUACUCUUGCAGUCCUAUUUUUAAACAGUGAUGAUAAAGAAAGUGCAAUUCCCUUACUAAAACUAGCCCUUGAUAAGGACCCUGAAUAUGUACGAGCUUUAGUUUUGAUGGGACGGGUUCUAUUGCUGAAGCAUGUAAAUGAUGAAGCUCAUGAGUACUUCGAGCGUGCAAUAUCGAAAGUAUGAAUCAUACCUGCCAAAAUGUUGUUUUUAAUUUGUUUUGCUGGUUUAUCUAUGUCAAGUAUUUGCAGUUCGUCUGUGAAUUAUGAUGUGUUGUUGCAUUGCUCUUUUCGUUUGUUUCUAUCAGAUAAUUCUCGUCUCAUUUCACUUAGUUUCUGCUGUCAACCCCUAAUUAUUUUCUGAUAUUUUUUUUCAUUAGCUUUCUCUUGCGGAAGAAGUUGAUCUUCCCAGAGGGCUGGAAUUGCCUGCGAACGGCAGGGGAAACACAUUGUUCUCUGAGAAAACUUUUGUCUCACAGGUUUUUGGAUAUAUGUUAAAAGAAGGCUUGAAUAUGCAUCUGACAGAGGGAAUCUUUAGAUACCUUGCGAGUCGAAUGCAUGCCCAAACCUGAUACAUUAUGUUGUUACCUGAAAGAUAAUUGCACCUCUAUUCCUAACUAUUGGCAGGCAAUAUGAUUGACAAUUUUAGAAGUAGAUCUUCAAUGGGAUUUGCUAUGUUUUUCAAUUUUCAGUAUGGCAGGGAAAGAGCCAGAAGAUCCAACUAGCAAAGGCUAUUAUUUUGAUGGGUUAGUAUUGCU